AUGGCAUCUUGGAUGCUGGCAGCCACUGUAGCCGCUCUUCUGGUAGCACUCGGCCAUGCUACCGCCGCGCCUGGCGCCCCGCCGACUGCAGAUACCUGCGACAGCUUCAGCACGCUCCAGCUCGGAACAGGUGUCGACGCAAAGGCGAGCAGCGAGUCAGAGCUACGAGGGCCAUACCGACGAGUUCGCAGGCACUGGCGCCAGCCGUGGCACCGCAUCCACAAGGGACAGAUCUGGCGCAAGUACGGCGCCGUGACAUCGACGACCCCGGCCAUGACCACCAGCAGCGCGUUCACAUCGGUCGACGACUCCGGCAUGACGUCAAGCACCACAGUGCCCAGCAUUACCGACACCGGCUUCCCGCGAAUUUCAGCAGGACUCCUUAUGACAUGCGCCUUGAAGGAGCAGGACAACUUCCCCGUGUGCUGGGGCUUGGCCUCAAGCAUCGGAACAGUGCCAACGGUCGCAUUACGUGAGCUGUCCUGCAGUGCGUACUGCUGCAGGAUCGAGGAAUCGAGCAGCAUGGCUAUAUGUUGGGGUGGUGAAACUCCAACAGGGCAGAAUCUCACAGCGCCUGCCGAACCCCUCACGGGCCACCGGGUCGGCCGACAGCAAGCUUGUGCUCUGAAUGCUGAGAAAAGAGCAGUUUGCUGGGGUGCGUAG
Symbiodinium sp. CCMP2592 is the source of this 663-nucleotide messenger RNA. The record is from the annotation of a GenBank genome assembly. Lineage: Eukaryota; Dinophyceae; Suessiales; Symbiodiniaceae.